Molecule: messenger RNA, 1803 nt
Organism: Cokeromyces recurvatus
Lineage: Eukaryota; Fungi; Mucoromycota; Mucoromycetes; Mucorales; Mucoraceae
Product: glucoamylase precursor
Exons: 7
Coding region: 1-1803 (600 amino acids)
Biological process (GO): polysaccharide metabolic process
Cellular component (GO): fungal-type vacuole
Molecular function (GO): glucan 1,4-alpha-glucosidase activity; protein binding
Source: RefSeq, a predicted model, not a curated record
AUGAAGUACUUUAUUAAUCUCUUUAGGAAGCCAACGCUUUUGGUUGCUGCUUUUUUAACUGUUACUACUGUCUUUGCAGAGACUGUUCCUACUACUUCUCAAGUUAAGCUCAAGGCUUAUACUUGGAAUGGUUCUACUUUAUCUGGUCAAAUUUAUGUUCAAAAUAUAGCUUAUACAAAAGCAGUUGCUAUAAUUUACUCUGAUGGCUCUAACAACUGGAAUAAUAACGGAAAUCAAAUUGCUGCUUCUUAUUCUAAUGCUAUUUCAGGCUCGAACUAUGAAUAUUGGGAUUUUACUGCUUCUAUUAAUGAUAUUAAACAGUUUUACAUCAAAUAUAAUGUGAAUGGUAAAACUUAUUAUGAUAAUAAUAAUAAUGCAAAUUAUCAAGUUACAAAAACUUCACCUACUACUACUACUACUACGACGACGACGACGACGACGACGAGUCCUACUUUUAUUCCUUCUAUUGAUUUCCCUACAGGUAAUACCACUAUUACUUCUUGGCUCAAGACUCAGAUUGAAACCAGUCGUUAUGCUAUGCUCCGUAACAUAAAUCCUCCAGGUUCUGCUAAAGGUUUUAUUGCCGCUUCUUUAUCAACUGCCAAUCCUGAUUACUAUUAUGCCUGGACUCGUGAUUCAGCUUUAACCUCAUAUGUCAUUGCUAAUGAUUAUAAUUCUACUCUGGCUGGUAAUUCAACCCUUCUUCAAAUCUUGAAAGAUUACGUUACUUUUUCUGUUAAAAGUCAAUCUACUUCUACCGUUUGUAACUGUCUAGGUGAGCCUAAAUUUAAUCCUGAUGGCUCUAGUUAUACAGGUGCUUGGGGAAGACCACAAAAUGAUGGUCCUGCUGAACGAGCUACUACUUUUAUUUUGUUUGCUGAUAGUUAUCUUAAGCAAACCGGUGAUGCUAACUAUGUUACUGGAACCCUUAAGCCAGCUAUCUUUAAGGAUUUGGAUUAUGUUGUUAAUACUUGGUCUAAUGGAUGUUUUGAUUUAUGGGAAGAAGUCAAUGGUGUUCAUUUUUAUACUUUGAUGGUGAUGCGUAAGAGCUUGGUUCGCGGUGCUCAUUUUGCUUCUCGUAACAAUGACUCCACUCGUGCUAAUACCUACACGAAAACAGCUGCCUCUAUCAAGACAAAGAUCGACUCUUUCUGGUCCUCUAGCAAUAACUAUGUCGCUGUUAGUCAAAGUGUAACUGCGGGUGUCAGUAAGGCUGGUUAUGAUGUUGCUAAUCUUAUUGCUGCUAAUGUGGGUAGCACUCAAGAUGGCUUCUAUACUCCUGGUUCUGAUAAGAUUCUAGCUACCGCAGUUGCUGUUGAAUCCAGAUUUGCCUCUCUCUACAGUAUUAACAAUGCCAAUUUACCAAAUUAUCUUGGUAAUGCAAUUGGUCGUUACCCUGAAGAUACCUAUAAUGGGAAUGGCAAUUCCCAAGGUAACCCAUGGUUUUUAGCCACGAAUGCCUAUGCAGAGCUUUACUAUCGUGCAAUUAAAGAAUGGUAUAACAACGGUGGUGUAACUGUAAAUAAUAUCAAUCUGGCAUACUUUAAGAAAUUCGAUCCGUCAGCUACGUCUGGAACCCACUAUAAGGUGGGCACAACAGCUUUUAAUAACAUGGUAUCCAAUGUUGCUCAUGCUGCUGAUCGAUUUUUGUCAACUGUUAAAUUCCAUGCUUAUCCAAAUGGCUCCAUGAGCGAACAAUUUGGUCGUAACGACGGCUUCUGUACUGGGGCUCGUGAUUUAACUUGGUCUCAUGCUUCCUUAAUCUCUGCUGCUCUUGCCAAGGCUGGUACACCUUCAGUUUAA